GAGGUGUUCGUCUUCCAUAUACUUCUUCUGUACAAGAGGAUAAUGGAAAGAGAAUUAGUUGAAGAUAUUGUGAUUGUGGGCGCUGGAAUUGCAGGCGUCACAACUUCAUUAGGUCUUCAUAGAUUGGGUAUUCGAAGUUUGGUGUUGGAAUCUUCGGAUACUUUGAGGGUCACUGGCUUUUCUUUGUCCUUGUGGCAAAAUGCUUGGAAGGCUUUGGAUGCUGUCGGUGUUGGAGACAAACUCCGCCGCAACCAUCAACGACUUCAUGGGAUUGUCACCACUUCACUGGUUACUGGGAAACAAAUAGUAGCCAAGUCUUUCAAAUCCACAGAAAGCCAAGAAGGUAUUGAAAUUCGUUGUGUUCAAAGAACAAAAGUGUUGGAAGUCCUUGUGAAUGAGCUUCCAAAAGAAACCAUCAGAUAUUCCUCAAAAGUUGUUGGUUUUGAGGAAUCUGGUUUCUAUAAGAUACUCCAUCUUGCUGACGGGACAACCAUCAAAACCAAGGUGUUGAUUGGGUGUGAUGGAGUGAACUCCCUGGUGGCAAAAUGGCUAGGCUUCAAGGAGCCGUCUUUUACUGGGAGAUUUGCAAUCAGGGGUUUUGCACAGUUCGAGACCAACCAUGGAUUGGAGCUGAGGUUCAUGCAGUUUUUUGGCAAUGGUGUUCGAGUUGGUGUUGUUCCUUGUAAUGAAAAACAGGUCCACUGGUUUUUCACUUGUAUACCCUCCAGCCAAGAGCUAAAGGAGCUGAAAGAGGAUCGUGCUAAAUUGAAACCAUUUGUGUUAAAAAAUCUUGAGAACAUGCCGAGUGCUGUUAGAGCCUGCAUAGAAAUAACAGAUGCAGAUGGUUUUCUAUCGUAUGCACUGAGAUAUAGACAAACAUGGGAUCUGAUGAUGGGGAAUAUUAGUAAGGGCNAUGUCAUCGUCAUUAAAUAA
Messenger RNA from Vigna umbellata (rice bean), 933 nucleotides. Lineage: Eukaryota; Viridiplantae; Streptophyta; Magnoliopsida; Fabales; Fabaceae. The record is from RefSeq and is a predicted model, not a curated record.